This is a messenger RNA of Condylostylus longicornis, 2713 nucleotides long. Its product is annotated as zinc finger protein 91-like. The coding region runs from base 148 to 2595 and encodes 815 amino acids. NCBI's taxonomy places the organism in Eukaryota, Metazoa, Arthropoda, Insecta, Diptera, Dolichopodidae. The transcript has 3 exons. The record is from RefSeq and is a predicted model, not a curated record. Gene Ontology annotation, cellular component: nucleus.
UUGAAAUAUUGAAUAAACUUAUUUUUAAUAGUUUAAAAUGGUUAACGAACAAAGACUAUAGUGUGAACUGUUGAGAAAACUUCAAUUUCGUUGCGGAAACUGAACAGAGUUUACUGUAGAUAGAUAUUUUACGUUUUGUAAUAAAAAAUGAAUCUUAUCAAGUGUGGCGACAUAUUAAUAUCCAACAAUGUUGAAUUUUCAUUUUCUUGUACAAAAUGUAAUAAUGUUUACGAAUUACUGAGUGAUUAUCAAGUUCAUGUUUUAGAGCAACAUAUUCAAGAAAUAUUUGGUGAAAAUUUUGAUGAACUUCUUGAGAUUGAAAUUAAAGAAGAAAUAACUAAAUCUGAUUCAGAACUUGAGGAAAUAUUUUUAGAUCAAAAUGAGGAAAAAUAUUCAGCUUCCGCCUUGCUUGAAAAUGUUGAUCCAGAUACACCAAUUGAGAAUAUAAACGACACUGAUGUUACUUUGGGAAACCAGAACACUUCACCAACUGAAAAUUUGUAUGAAGUGCCAAAUAAUAAGCACAGCAAUGAUAGACACAAAAAGGUAGAAAAUAAGGAAAGAAUUAAAUGCAAUUAUUGCGAUAAAACUUUUGAUAUCAAUAAAUACCGUCCACAUAAAAUGAGAGCGAAAUGUGGUAAAUGCAUAUUAUGCAAAAGGUCAUUUGGUGAUAUUUGGAGUCAUAUAUCAAAAUUUCACUCAGAAUAUUAUCAAGAAAGAAAAAGAUUAGGGUUGGCUGUUUACGAACGUGAGAAACAUAAAUCAACAAAAGAAUUAUAUUGUGAAUACUGUCAGCGUAUAUUCAAAAAAGAAGCGGCUUUUAAAGAACAUGUUUUAGUUCACCAAAAAUGUUUGGAUAAAUGCAAGUUUUGUGGUAAGUUAUUUAAGGACAAACAUAGCUUGGCAAUUCAUAUAAGAACUCACACUGGCGAAAGACCUUACAAGUGUCCUCACUGUGACUUUGCUUUUGGGGAUAAUGCUAACUUAAAAACACAUAUUAUUAGUAAGCAUACAUCUGGAUUGAACGUGAAGUGUAGAUAUAAAGGAUGUGAGAAAACUUUUAAAAUUAAGGCGCUUAGAAAUCGUCAUGAAAGCUACGUUCACGAAGACAAACGGAAUUACUUAUGCUUGACUUGUGGAAUGUCAUUCAAGACUUCAAGUAAACUAAAUGUUCAUGUUAAAACAAAACACAUGAAAUACGAUGACAGACCAUUUCAUUGCGAACUUUGUGAUAAAAAGUUUAUAUUUAAUAGGGACUUUGUAAAUCAUACGAUGGUGCAUACUGGAGAAAAACCACACAAAUGCGAAUUUUGUUCAAAAGCAUUUAGAAAAAAGGAUUCUUUAACCGAACAUAAAAGGAAAAACCAUUACAAAAAUGUAAUUAAAUGUGGGGAUAUUUUGAUAUCUAAAAAUAUUGAAUUUUGUUUUUCUUGUACAAUAUGUACAAAUACUUAUGAAUCGUUAAGAGAUUAUCAAAUGCACGUUUUGGAUGAACAUGUACAAGAAAUAUUUGGAGAAGAUAAAGAAGAAAUAUCAAACAAUUUAUCUGAUUUAGAAGUUGAUCAAAUAUUUGUAGAAAUGAAAGUGGAAAAACUUUCAAGUUGUUCUUCUCUUGGAAGUCCAAAUCCAAAUUCCGCUAUUCAGGACUUAAAGGAUGUUAAGUUAGAAUUUGAGAAUGUACUAUCUUUUGAAGAUGGGAAUGAAGAAUCAGACAAUGAGAACAUAAACAAUGAUGAAGAUACAAAUAAUACGGAUGAUAAGAAUGAUGUACAAUAUGAUAAGGAAUUGAUUUUGAAAUGUAAUAAUUGCGAUAAAAAUUUUGAAGCUAACAAUUAUCGGAUACAUAAGAAGAGAGCAAAAUGUGGUAAAUGUCCAUUAUGUAAUCGUACAUUUGGAGAUAUCUGGAGUCAUAUAUCAAAGUUUCAUAAAGAAUACUAUCAUGAAAGAAAAAAAUCUGGAUUAGCGGUCUAUGAACGUGCAUUAGCCACAGAGUUAUAUUGCAAUUAUUGCGAUCGUGUCUUUAAAAAGGAAGGACCGUUUAGAGAGCACGUUUUAGUCCAUCAAAAAAGCUUAGAUAAAUGUAAAUUUUGUGGUAAAUAUUUUAAAGAAAAGGUUGCUUUAGCAACUCAUAUAAGAACUCAUACUGGUGAAAGGCCUUUCAAAUGUCCUCACUGUUCAUUUGCCUUUAGUGAUAAUGCCAACUUAAAAACACAUAUUAUUAUUAAACAUACACCUGGAUUGAAUGUAAGAUGUAGAUCUAACGGAUGUGAAAAAAGUUUUAAAACUAAGGAAUUGCGAAAUCGUCACGAGAGAUACGUUCAUGAAGACAAACGAAAUUAUUUGUGUUUAACCUGUGGGAUGUCGUUCAAGACCUCAAGCAAAUUAAAUGUUCAUGUCAAAACGAAACAUAUGGAAUAUGAUGACAGACCAUUUCAAUGUACACUUUGUGAUAAGAGAUAUGUAUUUAAUAGAGAUUUUGCUAAUCAUAUGAUGGUACACACCGGAGAGAAACCACAUAAAUGCGAAGUUUGUUUGAAAACAUUUAGGAAAAGGUAUUCGUUAACUAAGCAUAAUAGAAAAAAUCACCCACAGUAAUUUUUAAUGUUACAUUUAUGCAUAUACAUAUGUAUAUACUUAUGUAGGUUAAAAUUUGCAUUUUUGUGAAUAAAACUUUUUUUUUUGUAAAAAAUGUUUUUUACUUAACGAUAAAACU